This is a messenger RNA of Sparassis crispa, 879 nucleotides long. RefSeq lists its product as hypothetical. The record is from RefSeq and is a predicted model, not a curated record. Lineage: Eukaryota; Fungi; Basidiomycota; Agaricomycetes; Polyporales; Sparassidaceae. The transcript has a single exon. Bases 1 to 879 code for a protein of 292 amino acids.
AUGGCCCGCUCCAAGCUGCAGUCUGCCGUUGGCGGUGGCGCCAAAGACAGCACCAGCUUGCAUCGCUGGGUGCUCCUGAAAAACUCGAUAGUUCGCUCUUCCCCUUCGGACGCCACCACUGCUACUCCAGAGGGGGCUGAUGUAACAGACGUGUAUCCACAUGACGACGAGGAGGUGCACGAAGACGAAGAUUCGGACGCUUUUAUGUUCCCGGAUCCCGAUGCUGUACGCGGCUCCCGAGAUUCUGGUCUGUGCGACCCCGAAAAUCAGUGGUUGGACUCUCUGUUGCAGACGCUUGGUGAUGAUGACCAGGCGGAGAGCGAAGUCCCAGUGAACGCCGCAGACGACGACGACGAACCGCUAAGUCCUCUGUGCUCCCCCAUGUCUUCGUCAGACGACCUCGUGAACCAUUCCAGCUACUACGAGAUCCAGCCGCCUCUUUCGAUUCCGUAUCCUGUCCCGUAUCCACCACUUCACCCGCCACUUGUCCCGGCGUGGUUCGAAGAUGAAUCCCCCAGUGACUCUCUGUUGGACUCCAGCCCGCCGCUCUACCACGAUCCCCUUCCAUACUAUGACGUUGAUGAUACAGAAGACUUGGCGGUUCCAGACGCGAUCGAGGACACUUCCGACGACGAGUCAGACGCGCCUUCCACCCCGUGUUAUCGCUCGACGACGUCGCUCUCGCCAACUGACCCUGCUUCUAUUCCACUUCCCCCCGAGCAAACGCGGCUGCGCUCUCAUCCUCUCCAACCUCGUGUAUAUAUUGAUACGGACGACUCUUACUUCUAUCCUUUUGAUCUCACCUCCAUGCCUUCCCACGACGACGACCAUCCCAUUAGUGCGCGCGUGUUCCAACCCCCUAUUUACCAGGAGUGCUAG